Messenger RNA from Rhopilema esculentum, 2447 nucleotides. Its product is annotated as neo-calmodulin-like. Lineage: Eukaryota; Metazoa; Cnidaria; Scyphozoa; Rhizostomeae; Rhizostomatidae. The record is from RefSeq and is a predicted model, not a curated record. Gene Ontology annotation, molecular function: calcium ion binding. Gene Ontology annotation, cellular component: myosin II complex.
GGCGCUUAUUCAAGGGUGGCGCUUCUUCAAUAAUUUCACCUCUAGGGUGGGCGCUUAUUCUAGGGGGGCGCUUAUCUGAGGGGGGCGCUUGUUCGAGGCAUUACGGUACUUGUAAAAUGGCUUGGACAGUACUGUCAGGGUCUGGAGGCAAUUAAAUAGAUGAUUUAGUUUUUAUCUUUUGGUUAUAAUAUUUUCAGGUUUUUGAUAUGUAACCUUUCCCUCCGUACAUGUCCCGUUUAGCAACGUUCUUCACCUAUGUGAUCGCCUCUUUUGAAAAACUGGUACGUUCUCUUAUUGAAGGGAGAUAGCCACAUAACUGUGGGUCCUUCAAAAGCCCUUUCGGAUGCCUUCAAAAGCCUUUAAAAGCCUUCAAAAGCUAAUGCUUUUGACUUUGUCAACCUUUAGCAUUAAAAAUAUUGUAUCUCAGCCAGUCAAUCGCCAAACGAUGGAAAAACAAGGUUACAACUUUUAAACCAGGGACUUAAAAAACCGUCUUUCCAUUUUGCAUUUGACUUGAUUCUAAUGAAUCCCAACCCUUUGGAUUAUUACAUCCAGUCUCGAUAUUGAUUAUGCUCUCAACAAAAAUGAUUUUUAUUUGGUUUUCUUGUGCAGUGUGUGGUAUUAGGCAAAAUUAAUGAAAAGAUGUCACAUAGCAAAAACUAACAAAGUUGCAUAUAUCUUUAAUUAUGUAUUCUCCAAGUAAUUGAAUUCUAACAAGAACUGAGCUUUUCAAAUCUUGGGAACUUUGAUUUAAAUCUUUUCAAAAAUUUUGUUGAUAUUGAGAGAAUUAGGAGACUGUCUUAAAAUGCUGUUUGCUCUUGACCACAAUUAAUAACAUCGAUUUGUUGUAGAUGUUUUUCAACCCACCGGUGUUUGUAGAUCAAUAAGAACUCAUCGUUCUAUUUAGAAUUAGCACAAUUUGUAAUGAAUAAUGCAUAGAAAGGAUGCUUAGGUAAUCUUUACGCUUUCAACAGCUGGUUUUCGAUCAACACUUAAGAAUUUCUUUCUAAAGAAGUCACUUCUUAAAUCACGGAUGCUUUUACUACACAGCGAGGGAAUUCUGGUUCCAGUCAGAAUUGAGGGUGAAAAAUAUUUGACGAGAAUAAAAUGGAAAAGCUAGCUGAUGAACAGAUUGAGGAAUUUCGAGAUGCAUUCUCGUCCUUCGAUAAAGACGGAAAUGGAUAUAUUACAACAAAGGAACUGGCAGCAAUUCUGCGGUCAUUAGGUCUAAAUCCAACAGAACACGAGCUUUGUUCAAUAAUCAAUGAAGUUGAUUUUGACGGAAAUGGUAAGAUAGAUUUCCCAGAGUUUGUUAAUAUGAUGGUAUUGCAAGGGGAUCAGAUGGCAUGGAAAGAAAAGGACUUGAAGGAGGCUUUUAGGACAUUUGAUUCUGAUGACAAGGGAUUCAUGCAUGCAGCGGAGUUAAAGUAUGUACUCAUGCGAAUGGAUGAUCCAACGGUUACUGACGAAGAUAUCAAAGAAAUGCUUGCAGAUACAGGCUUGAAUAUUAACCGAAAAAUUACAUUCAAGGGUAAGUGCACGGUAGCUGUCUAUCCACAUCGUAUGGCAAGCAGUUGUCUGAUAAAAAGUUACCUCAUGUGGCAUUCAGAGAGCGAGGGUGACUGAAUGAAGUGUUUGAAAAUCUGCGGUAAUUGAGUAUGUUUCCUUGGGUAUUAAAGGUUCAAAUAACAAGAGGUGUGAGAUAGAAGAUAGUAGGGAUUGUGUGGAAAGGUCAUAUUCUUAGAAAUAAAGUAAAUCAAGGCAGAAAACUCUUUAUAACAAUCAGGGACAUCGCUAAUUAGGUUGAAUGUAUGACGUAAAUUUGCUAACAAGGGGCGUGGAGGUCAUAAUUUGCCGCCAUGGAGUGUUGCGUCCCAGUUAGGUUCAGUAAACACUUUGAAGGUUACUGGGGGAUUGUGCAAGAUAACAUAACAUGAAAACCGUAUUGUUUAUGUAAUCAAGUCAACGAGAAGAUUCAGCUUGCAAAAAGCCCAAAAAGCCAUCGUUAUUAAAACUAAAUAAAACAUUUAUCUAUUCUCAGAAAAGAAGAUACCUUGCCUUUACCCGAGUUUUUUUACCACGAUAUUCCAAAGAAAUAUAUACAUCACUUAGAGAUCAAAAUAUACUCAAAGAUAGAACUAAUGAUAUAUUAAAAAACAUUUUUUUAUUUUUGUAGAGUUCAAAAGCAUGGCAAAACCUGAGAUCAAGAUAAAAGCUCCCAAACCUGAUGAAACGAGUGGAAAAGACAAAAUAAUCAAACUAUUUUAGAAAAGAAUCUAAGACAGAUUGUAAUGCGGCUUUGCUCGUAGGCAGCCAAGUUGAAGAAAUUAAGCAAUGGACAAAAUCAGCAACAGUAUAACAAGGGAUUGAACACAAUAAUGGAGUACUCGAAUGUUUAUAAAGUAAAUUCUUAUGGACAUAAAAUAAUGACAGGGCAAUAGUCAUGA